AUGGUCCGGCGGCGGAGCGCGGCGGCGGCGUGGGUGUUCGAGGACUUCGAGCCGGCGGUGGUGUGGAAGCUGGCCAGGGAGGAGCAGGACGUGGUGGAGAUCUCGCUGCCGGGGUUCCGCAAGGACCAGGUGAGGAUGCAGGUGGACAACCACGCCGUGCUCCGCGCCACCGGCGAGCGCCCCACCAGGGGCGGCAGGUGGGCCCGGUUCAAGAAGGACCUCCGCCUCCCCGACAGCUGUGCGCCGACGGCGCCCGCGCCAGCUUAUCAUGAACCGCCGCAGCCACCAUGUCCAUCACCACCGCCUCCACCAUCCCCGUCCCUUAUUCCAAGUUAUUCCGAGGCGGCGCCGGGUCGGUCUUCAUCUCCAUCUCCAUCGCCAUCGCCAUCGCCGCCACCGUCGCCGCCGACGCGUCGACCCCCAUCGCCACCUCGUUUCCCAAGUUAUUCUGAGCCGGCACCUCCGUCGGCGCUGAUGCGUCGGCCCCCAUCUCCACCUCGUUUCCCAAGUUAUUCUGCGCCGCCACCGCCACCGCCACCACCAGCAUCAGCACCAGCACCACCACGUCAGCGUCCAUCACCGCCUCUUCCUCCUACGCGUCCUGAGCCACCACCGCCACGUCGGCCUCCAUCCCCGCCGACGCCACCACGUUCUUAUCCUGAGCCACCAUGUCAGCGUCCAUCACCGCCACAGCCUCCAAAGUAUCCUGAGCCAUCGCCGCUCCGCCAGCCUCAACCACCACCGCCGCCUCCUGUUCCAAGUCAUCGUUAUGAACCGCCGCGACGUCUUCCACCGCGGCUUGUUCCACCACCUCCGCCGCCUCCUACUUACCCUGAACUGCCGCAGGCGCCGGCUCCACGUCCAUCACCGCCGUUGGCACCACCACCUCGUCCUUCUAUCUAUUCAGAGGCGGCACCGCCACCCGAACAAGCUCGCCGUCCUGUUUAUUCAGAACCAAAGCCGCCAGCGCCACGUCCGUUGCAACCGCCUCCAGGACCACCUACGGCGAAGCCCGCCACUGAAGAGCUGAAACCGUCAACGUCGCGGCAUGGGAAGCCGGGUGCUGCUCCUGAGCCGAAACCGUCGACUCCUCCAUUGUGUCAGACAACGGUCUCUGUCCCGCCGCCUCCUCCGGCGGCGCUGCCUCCUCGUGGUGCAGAGGAACCACUGAAGAAGAAGCAACUGCAAGAUACCAGUACCAUGGCCAUGGUGAGACAGGAAGACGGCAAAGACAUUUGGCCGCCGCCACCACCACCACCGGAGAAGAAGAGCAGCAAGAAAACCAAACGUGCGGAUGAGCCAGCUGGCGCUGAAUUGAGAGGGAAGGUGGAUGAAACAGCAAGGGGUGCGAAGCGACCCGAGAAGAACAACCAAGCUGGGGCAUUGCCAGCGGUGGGCGAUGCUCCGACGACGGCGACUAUGACGACGGAGCCGACACGACAGCUGAUGGUGAACGCUACGGCGGCGGUGGCCGUGCUCGUUGGGAUCAUCGUGGCCGUGUGGCGCACCCUGCAAAGCUAG
This is a messenger RNA of Miscanthus lutarioriparius, 1521 nucleotides long. The record is from the annotation of a GenBank genome assembly. Lineage: Eukaryota; Viridiplantae; Streptophyta; Magnoliopsida; Poales; Poaceae.